CAGUUUGACUUUUAUGGUUUUACCUACUUUGUCGUGAGUUUUAUCUUUGUGUUUUUUUAAGAUACUACGCCUACGCCUACAUUUAAACCUUGCCUUUUAACAAAAUGCGAGCAUUAUUCCAAAGAUAAUUGAAUGAGUGAGUCAGGCAGUGACUUAGACGCAACCGAGCACACUGCACUCAUGGACGGCCACAUCGCAGAAGCUCGUCCUGACAGGGAGUUAGCUGAAAGGAUAGCUAGGAAACGAAAGACUAAAUCCGAUAAUCAGCGCUCCUAUGGCAGUGUAGAACAGAUUGAAGGUGGCCCAUCGGGGGCUUCUAUUGCCCAGCAACCUCGAGUUCCAGCAGCACCAGUGGAACCACAGAUUGAGGAGCUGGAGUUGAAGUAUGGGGCUCGCCAUGUCAUCAAACUGUUUGUGCCUGUCACAUUGUGCAUGCUCGUAGUUGUUGCAACAAUAUCAUCUAUAAAUUUUUACUCCGUUAAAGAUGUAUAUUUGGCAUAUACACCGUUUCAUGAAGAGAGUCCAUACGCAUCAACAAAAGUGUGGAAUGCAUUGGCCAAUUCAAUGAUCUUGUUGUGUGUGAUUGCAUUAAUGACGGUGUUACUUAUUGUGCUUUACAAGAAAAAAUGCUACAAGACUAUUCAUGGAUGGUUGAUUCUAUCAUCAUUAAUCUUGCUGUUUCUAUUCUCUUACUUGUAUAUUGAGGAAGCACUCAUUGCCUAUAAUAUACCAAUGGAUUAUAUAACUUUAGGCUUUGUGUUGUGGAAUUUUGGAGUCAUGGGCAUGAUUGUCAUACAUUGGAAGGGUCCGUUGAGGCUACAACAAGCUUACUUGAUCUUCAUUGCAGCCCUUAUGGCACUUGUGUUCAUCAAGUAUUUGCCGGAAUGGACAACAUGGGCCGUUCUUGCCGUGAUAUCUAUUUGGGAUUUGGUGGCUGUAUUAACACCGAAGGGACCUUUAAGAAUAUUGGUUGAAACAGCACAGGAACGCAAUGAGCCUAUAUUUCCAGCUCUCAUUUAUUCAUCGACAGUGAUGUACUGCAUGGCGGCAGCGAGCCCCGCGCCCGGCGCCGCAGGUGAGCGCGAGCUGCGCCCGCUGCAACCGCACGGAACUGUCGAGGGCGAAGGUCGCGACGGCACGGAGGCGGGAGGCGGAGAGGCUGGGUUCGACGCGGCGUGGAGAGAGCGGCGCGACGAGGGUGCGGCGCCGCGCCGGCUGCGGGUCGACUCGGCGCCGCCGCGCUACGUCACGCGCCUCGACCCGCCGCACGCGCCGCCACACGCGCCCGACCUCGACGAGGAGAAAGGCGUAAAACUUGGUCUAGGUGAUUUCAUAUUCUAUAGUGUCCUCGUAGGAAAAGCAAGUUCAUACGGCGAUUGGAAUACAACAUUAGCCUGUUUUGUAGCUAUACUUAUAGGUUUAUGUCUAACACUCCUGCUGCUCGCCAUAUUAAAGAAGGCUCUUCCGGCGCUCCCUAUAUCGAUAACAUUCGGACUUAUAUUCUAUUUCGCAACGCGAUCGGUCGUGAAGCCAUUUGCGGACGCUUUGGCGGCGGAACAGGUGUUCAUUUAGCAAAUACUCGUGUGUGCGUAAGGUAGAUAGAAGUCGACAAACAUUCUGUAAAAGCAGAUCACAUUUUUAUGUUAAAAUUAAAUUGCAGUAUUUUAUUUUAAUUAUUUUCGUAUUAAUUAAAAAUGUGUUUCGAUAUGUGUAUAAAGGAAUUUAUUUGUUGCAAAAAAAAAAACUCCAAUAUUUCAUUGAAACGAUGGGAAAAAUAACUUAUUUUGAAAUAAUAUGCGUAAAUUCGUUAAUCCGGAACUAACGAAUUUGGAAAUAGAGUGCCCCCGUAAACUAACUUUGCGUAACCAUACCGAAUUGCAUUUUUUAUUGCUACCAGAGUCAAUUGAUUAGAGGGCCCGUCUAGUGGUAAUUACCGUAGCCCGUGGACAUCUGUGAAGAUGAGCGCGGCCAGCUCACUGUUCGUCUUUUUUUGUAAUAUCGCUCAAUUCUUACCUUCAAAUACCAAAAUUGUUUACGAUAUAGACUUGUCUUAAUAUCGGUCGUCAUAAUUAAGACAAUGUAAAAUAUUACUUUGAUUCCCUAUUCAUUGGCUUUAUUGACUCCGCCCAUUCGACGACAUAGGAGUGAAGAGUACUUAUUUUGGCGGACUAAUGCCUCGCUUUUUGCUCAAAAUUCCCAUGCCUGAUCGUAGCAAGUGUAGUUUAGCUACGGCGUUUCCAUCGAAGCAACGUUCCUCAUUAGUGAGGAAACGACUUGAGUAGCGCCUUUAGUGCCACGCUUAUAAUGAAAUACCCACGUCUAAAAGAACACUGAAAAUACUGCAGACAAAAUAAAAACACUAUGUAUUACAAAGAUAACUCAAAUUCGAAUCGUAACUAAAAUAAAAUAUUCAGUUUCAUUUAGGUAUUUCAUACAAUUCACAACAAUACAAACAAAAAA
Messenger RNA from Bombyx mandarina (wild silkworm), 2460 nucleotides. It is a transcript of the gene Psn, whose product is annotated as presenilin. Gene Ontology annotation, biological process: membrane protein ectodomain proteolysis; protein processing; calcium ion homeostasis. The record is from RefSeq and is a predicted model, not a curated record. Gene Ontology annotation, cellular component: membrane; gamma-secretase complex. Gene Ontology annotation, molecular function: aspartic endopeptidase activity, intramembrane cleaving. Lineage: Eukaryota; Metazoa; Arthropoda; Insecta; Lepidoptera; Bombycidae.